This is a messenger RNA of Astyanax mexicanus (Mexican tetra), 2126 nucleotides long. It is a transcript of the gene tpst2, whose product is annotated as tyrosylprotein sulfotransferase 2. Gene Ontology annotation, cellular component: Golgi apparatus. Gene Ontology annotation, biological process: peptidyl-tyrosine sulfation. The coding region runs from base 247 to 1347 and encodes 366 amino acids. The transcript has 6 exons. The record is from RefSeq and is a predicted model, not a curated record. Lineage: Eukaryota; Metazoa; Chordata; Actinopteri; Characiformes; Acestrorhamphidae. Gene Ontology annotation, molecular function: protein-tyrosine sulfotransferase activity.
UCUGUUUGUAUUUUAUCUGAGUUGUGAGCCGCCGGGUUUAUCGCUCGCUUAACCCCCUGAGCUUCAGCACGUCCUGCUGAUCUGCACCUUCACACUGAAACAUGGCCGAGGAUCUGAGGAGCGGAGCGCGGUGAGGAACGGCGGGUGGAGGCAUGCGAGUGGCGGCUGCGGCGGCUGGGGCGUGUCGACACUGGCAGGUCUCUGCACUGAGCGGAUGAUCCGGAGUCUCUGUAAGUCAGUGAUGUGAUGCGGCUGUCGGUUCGUCGGGGGACGGUUCUGCUGUUCUGUGUGUUUGGGUUCUACACCGCUGCCCGGGUUCUGUACCACAUGCUGGCGUGCCCGGGGGGUCUGACCCGCGCCCGCCGGCUCUCCGUCCGGAUCAGAGACGGGAAUCGGACACAGUACCAUUACAGCCAGUACUCCCCCGUAGUGUUUGUGGGGGGGGUGCCGCGCUCCGGGACCACCCUGAUGCGGGUGAUGCUGGACGCCCACCCGCUGAUCCGGUGCGGGGAGGAGACCCGGGUCAUCCCCCGGCUGCUGGCACAGCGGCACAGCUGGAGGAGGCCGGGCGAGGAGCGGCAGGGCCUGGAGGACGAGGGCGUCACUCAGGAGAUGCUGGAUGCCGCCACCGCCGCCUACCUGCUGCAGAUCAUCGCCCGGCACGGGGAGCCAGCACAGGUGCUCUGCAACAAAGACCCCUUCACCCUGAAGAGCGCCACCUACCUCUCACACCUGUUCCCCAGUGCUAAGUUUAUCCUGAUGCUGCGGGACGGCCGGGCCUCGGUUCACUCUAUGAUUUCUCGGCGGGUGACGAUCGCCGGGUUUGAUCUGUCGAGUUACCGGGACUGUCUGAGUAAGUGGAGCAGUGCUAUAGAGUCCAUGCUGUUUCAGUGCACCAUGGUCGGGUCGGGACGCUGCCUCACCGUCCGCUACGAGAACCUGGUGCUGCAGCCGAGAUCCACCAUGCAGCAGGUCCUGCGCUUCCUGGACGUGCCGUGGCACGAGGGCGUGCUGCACCACGAGUUAGCCAUCGGGAAACCGGGAGGAGUUUCACUGUCUCGAACCGAGCGCUCCACCGAUCAGGUGAUCAAACCUGUUAACCUGGAGGCGCUGACCCGCUGGGUGGGGCACAUCCCGCUGGACGUCCUGGAGGACCUGGAGAACAUCGCCCCCAUGCUGAGCAGACUGGGGUACGACCCCAGCGCCAACCCCCCCGACUACGGCCAGCCGGACCCCGAGGUCGUCAAUAACACACAGCGGGUUCUGAAAGGAGAUUUUAAACCUCCAGCACAUCUGAAGAAGAUCUCAGAGGACGAGAAAUCGAAAGUUCUGAAGAGAAAAGACUGAAAGAAGCUGAGAGUUACAGAUGCCUCCCCAUCUCACCAUGUUUACAGUUUUUCUCCAGAACAAACGAUUCUGAAAACUUGAAGCUCAGGUAUAAAGUCUUCAUAGGCAAGUUAAGUUUACAUGCCUUUUUCUACUGUGCUUGCGCAGAUCUCCACAUCCAGGGGCCUCCACUCUCAUCACAACCAGCAAGCUGAUUGGCUCUUUUUUGAAGGGCGGGACUUAAUCAGUGUUACAGAUUAGCAUUCUCUUUCACAAUCCUCAGUAAUAACAUCUCUGUUCUAUGUUCACAUUACAAACCACAUUGCUUAAAAUUAAAUUUUUUGCUCAGAUGGGAUUUGGCUAUCCUGACGGUUCACGUUCACAAAUAUAAGUGAUCUGUGUCUGUUUGCAUAGUGAACGUAUCUUUAAAAGCCAAAAGAUGCAUGAACUCCGAUUCGAUCGUUCACAUUCAUGUCACACGUCAGUGAAUCUGAUACGUAUCCGAUUUAGGACCACAUGUGAAAGUGACUUCCACACUGAUUUGAAAAAAAAAUGUAUUUGGCACGUUCACACAACCAUGACAAAAUCAGAUCUGAGCCACACUGAUCAAAAAAAUCUGUUUUAAGUCACUUCAGCCUGGUAAUGUGAACGUAGCCUCUUUUACGUAUUAACAGUAUUUAUAACAUUCAGGAAACUUUGGUGGACCAUGUAAUGAAUUAUGGCAGAAUCAUGACUAGGAUCAAAGACUGGAGACAGAAUAAUCUGUUUCUUUCCAUUUUUCAAUAAAAUAUGUUUUGUUA